This is a messenger RNA of Ilyonectria robusta, 1738 nucleotides long. RefSeq lists its product as uncharacterized. The transcript has 3 exons. The record is from RefSeq and is a predicted model, not a curated record. Bases 82 to 1683 code for a protein of 533 amino acids. NCBI's taxonomy places the organism in Eukaryota, Fungi, Ascomycota, Sordariomycetes, Hypocreales, Nectriaceae.
CGCCAACCCCCCUGCUUUCAUUACAGCUCUCUUCCCACAAUCCUUGCUCAGCUGCGGCGUUCUGCGGUCGGCACCCAACCCAUGUUUCCUCCAUCCAGCCAGCAUAGUCCUGAAUCGGCGCGGUCAUGGUGGUUCUCAUCCGUCGAGUCUACGCUGGCCUGGCCGAGCCUGCGUCCCUACCAUCUCUUACAGGUGCCUCUGACGUCGAUUGUCGAUAUGGACGACGAGACAGACCCUGUAGGCCUCCAUGCCGAUCCCCGUUGUGCAUCGCUGCGUCUUCCUCCGCAUCUUAACGGCGCGCAUGCCCCGUCUCGUGGAGCCCUCGACGACAAGGCAGAAAUGACGCGGCUUGUCGACGAGUUUAUCAAGCACAUCCACGCCAAGCAACCUUUAAUUGAUACCCGCCUUCUCUACAGCCAGAUCGCACUGGUCCAAGAGGAAGGUCUUGGCUGGGAUGCCGCUACGUGCCUGCUGCUGAUUGCCUGCGCGCUGGGCGGUAUCUGCACGCCGUAUGACAACAGCCGGCUGGAAGACUAUUCGCAGCCGUCAAUCGACGCCGAGCAGUACCUGCGCAGCCGCGAGUACUUCGACGCCGGCCGCAAGAGGCUUGGCUUGGUGAUGGGCCAUGCGAGCAUCACCGGCGCGCAGUGCUUCUUCCUGACCGCCGGCUACUACGUGACCGUCUUCAAACCCUUGGCGGCGUGGAGAUGCCUGAACGCGGCGAGCUUGAUGUGCAAGAACGUCUUGAUGAAGACGGUGGGGGAGUCGGCCAUGAUGAACGACGCCCUCGGAAACGCAAAGGAAGUUCCGGAUAAUUCGUAUCGUAAAUUGUUCUGGAGCUGCGUCAAGACAGAGAGAGAAAUCGCCACGGAGCUCGGCUUCGAGAUCGCAAACCUGCAGCUCAUCCAGUAUGAAAGCCUCCCGUCGCUCAUGCCCGACUCAGAGCCCUACCUGGCGGGCGAGAUGGCCAAGUUGCGGCCGUCCCACCCUUGGACGCCCGGCGUGUCCGACGGUCCGGCUUUGACGGCCGCUCAGCACGAGCAGAGCUGGUUCUACUAUUUGACGGACAUUUCACUCCGCAAGCUAGAGAUUAGAAUCGAUGCAUUCUUUGCAACUGAGCAGGUCAAGCAACCGGAGCCGUCCGUCGAAGCCCGCGAAUCAUUCUAUCGAGACAUCCUCGUCACCCUGUCGGAUCUGGACAAGCAAAUCGUCGAUCAUUCCUUACAUCUUCCGGACUCCAUCACCCUGGAGAUGGACGAGUCCGGCCACUGCUCCGACGACUUGCGAGAGUACCUGCGGCUCCGGAUGGUCAUCAUCCGCCACACCUUGAGCAGGCCGGCCCUCCACUUCAUCCUCCACGGCAACCUCGACGAGCUAUCCGCAGCGCUGCGAGCCCAGGCGGCCGAGAUCGCCAACAAAGCGCUCCAGAUCAACGAAUACCUCAUGAUCCACGGUUUGACUACGCACCGCCAUCCUGGGACCUGGCUCGGCAUCCGCUACUGCGCACGUGCGGCUUUGGAGCUCAUUGCCACAGCGAAGGCUUCGGUGCCUGAUCUUAACCUAUCUCCGUCGUGGGAGCAGCACAUGCAGAAAUUCAAGACUGCGCUUAGGUAUUGGGGUGCUGAGAGUGCGGAUGCCAGGAUGUAUCUUCAGUGGAUUGUGCGGUUGGAGUCACCGGCUUAAGCUGGCGAUCUGGUGGUAGUCUAUUAUGUAGAAUUACUUGAUGAGUAUAGUCUAC